GAAAUUUGUUCACUUUUGCGAAGACUUUCACACAACGAACAGCGACCGAAGACGGCGAGUGGGGUCCAAACAUUACGGAGGCCCAUCAAUGGAGCCCUAAUUGUGUUUGAUGUGCAGAAAAAAACAAAAACAAACAAACGCAUAACAAAGGAAAAUCAUAAAAAUCAGCAGAAAGUAAAGGUGAAAAUCGUUGCGAAAGUCGUCUGUCAAAUCGAUGAGCAAGAAAAUGGCAAAGUUCCACCAUGGAGAAACCGAUGCACCACGCCCCCGCCCCGGCUGCCGUGGGUAAGGUGAGCCAGAUAGCCAACAUCUUCCAGCGCAAGCCGAUCGAGAUCCAGCCGGUGGAGCAGCUGAGUGCCGUUGCAGCCGCCCACGCCGCUGCCGCCGCCGCCGCCGCUGCCCACCACGCCCACGUCCAGGGAGCUCCGGCGGUGCGAACCGAGUCGCACUCGGCGAGGUUCAACAACGCCCGCGCCCUCUUCGAGAAGCUGGGCGUGGAGUCCAACUCGAACGUAAGCUCCCGGCUGCUGAGGAGCGGAUCCCGCGAGGACAACCUCUGCGACGGGUCGGAUCGCUCGUCCUCCCGCUCCUCGGACCGCUCUCAGUCGCCGCCGAAGCGGAGGACCCCCUUUCCCUCCGGGGUUUCGCUCGUUCACAACAACAACAACGCCACUGCGGUGGCCCAGAACGGAGUGGUUCCCCCGGAGCAGCGCUUAAGCAACAGCAAGUUUAUCGUGGAACCGGCGACUCAGGUGGCUCAGGUUGUUCCCACCUCGGUGGUGAAGUACCCCCAGCACAACAUCUCCCGCCUGAAGUCGGAGGAGACAUCCUCGCCCGUUCCGCCUCCAGCUGGUGGAUCGGUGAGUGCCCUGUUCGCCAGUUCGGGAGGCGACAAGCCGGAGAAGCCGGAGCGCAAGUUCAACUCGCGGGAGCUGAUCGAGAAGCAGAAGAAGUGGACCUCCCACUUCACCAAGACCAAGACCACGCGGACGCACAGCGACCUUAACCGCUGCGACAUUAUUCGAACCGUGCCCGGAACCGGGUUGAUCAUGGACAGCGAGAAGGUGGCCAAGCCGCCGAUGGAACCGCCUCAGCCUCAGUCUCAGCCUCAGCCGCCGCCAAACGCCAGUCCCAAUCCGCCGGCGCGGUCGCAGGCUCCGCCGGAGAUCAAGCCUCGGAGCGGGAAGAUCGGCAGUCCGGUCAAGUCGCCGCCCCUGCCGCCCAUUCCGGCGGUGAAGCCAAAGAACGUCAGCCCGGUCAAGUUCAACCCGGAGCGCCUGCGCCAGUCGCCCACCAAGGCGGCGGACAACUCGCCGCCUCCGCCGCCCGCCAAGUCGGCGGCCGUGCUCCAGAGAUCCCUGAUGCAGGAGCAGCAGGAGCUGCUGCGGAACGCCGGCGACCAGGGAGUGGCGCCCGUUCCGCCGGAGAAGCCGCGCAAGAAGUCCGUGGACCUCAUCGAGGACUCGCAGCCCCUGACCAACUGCUCCACGCCCUCGUCCUGCGCCUCGCCCACCAGCUCGUACAUCCUGCAGCCGGCGAAGAGGGGCUCCCUGGACGGAGGACCCGCCAGCGGUGGGCAGUACGGCAACGGCAACGGCAACGGACUCAGCGGCAGCACCAACUCGGCCGCGUCGGGCUCCCCGGUGGCCAGCGCCUCCUCGGGACCCUCGUCACCGGUCCACACCGAGGACGAGAAGCAGGAGAACGAGUCCACGGAGAAGUCGGAGAUGGAGUACUACCACGGCAGCAACUACAACAGUGUUCCCAGGCGGCGACGCAGCGAGAACGAAGGUCGCAAAUCUGUGGACGAAUCUCCGGCAGUGGCCAACAACUCCCAGCAGCAGCAGCAGCAGCAACAUUCCAUUCCGGGCUCCGCCUCCGGAUCGCCGCAGCGGGUGGCCAACAAGCGGAGCAGCAUCACGGUGAACAUGCCGGCGGCGGGACUCGGCCAGCGGCCCCCGAGCAUCAUCUCGACGAGCAGCCAGGACGAGGGCGGCUUCAACGAGUCCGCGCCCGAGGUGAAGGCCAAGCUGCAGCCGGCAUACGAUUCCUCCCCAGCAGAGGAGCAGCCGCACAGCCUGAACUACGUGGACGUGGGCUACCGCCUCAACCCGGACGGCAGCGAGAGCCGCGAGGUCUACGGAUCGGAGGCGGAGCUCUACGACACCGCCAAGGUGAGCGACAUGCAGCGCAAGUUCCACGGAGCCAACGGCUUCGGCCAGGAGUCGAGCACCGUGUACGCCAUAAUCAAGACGGACGCGCCGGAGUGCCAGACGGUGGCUCCCUCGCGGGCGGUCCUCCUGCAGUCGCCCACCUCCUCGGGCGGCGAGGGGUCGCCCCUGCACCGCGGGGCAUUCAACUCGCCGCCCGUGGGCGUGGUCUCGCCCAUCAGGCGGCGCAGCAGCAGCCACCAGGAGCCAGGAGUCGGUGGCGGGGGCAGUGCCAAGUCGACGCCCCCCUGCUCCCCCGCCCGAGCGGCGCUGGUGAAGGGCAUCGCGCCUAUCGCCUCCAUCGACGCCCACGAGGAGGAGGAGGAGCUGGGCCUCGACGGGGAGGACGAGCACCUGGCCGUCGAGUACGUGGAGGUGCUGGAGCUGCGGCAGGACGACGAGGACGAGGAGGAGGAGGCUCCCGUCCUCCCUGAACGCAGAGCUCCUGCUCAGGGAUCCCUGGAGUCGCAGGACCUCGAGUACGCGGACACCAGCGCAGGCGAGGACGAGGAGGACAUCAUCAACCACCUGAAGGGCGGCGACAUCCUGGACGUGGAACUGAUCGACGACGUCGUCGACGAGGUGAUCAAGGUGCACGUGAACCACAGCGUGGCCACCGCUGCUCCUCCAAGUCAGUCCGCCGCCCCAGCUGCGGCGAUCCCCCGCGAGGAUUCCCUGCCGGAUGACAUGACCGCCGCCGAAGCCGAACGACUGUUGAGCUCUAGCAUUUUGGAAAACAAAAUCAGACAACAGUCGCUGCUGUCGGACGAACAGGCCAAGGAAGUCGAGCAGAUACUCAACGCCGCCCCCAGCGUGGGCGUGGCAGUUGCUGCCGUUGUUGCCACAGCAACAUCGCCGACCAGCAUCAAGAAUCUCAUCGAGGAUUUGCCCGGACAGUCGUCGGCAUCCAACGGAUCCAACGGAGCGAGAGAGCAGGACAUUCAAAUCGCGGCCGUUCCCGCGAUUGUCGAGGAGGAGGAGGACGAGGACGCGGAGGAGCAGGACUUCCAGGAGGACGAGGAGGACGACCACGCCAGGGCGGAGUUCGAACCCAACGGCGGCGAGGCUGACGGCGAUUCGGACGACGUCGAGGCCGUGGACAUCGUGGGCUUCGGCCACGCCUCCAGCGCCCUAAGUGCCACCUUCGUGAAGGCGGACAGCACCGAGACAGAGACCACCACCACCACCCCCUCGACGGCCACCACAGCCACCACCCGCCACGACGACGACGAGCCCGAGUGGCUAAGGGAUGUCCUUGAGGCUCCCAAGCGCAGUCUAGAGAACCUCUUGAUCACCUCCGCGACUUCGGGAAGCAGGGGAGGAGCCGGAGGUCAGCGGGAGGAGCUGGAGAACGGCUACGACCUGCAGGAGAAGCAUUCCGAUCUCAACCAGACCUACGUGACCGGCGGGGAGUCGCUGCACGAGUCGAUCGUGUCCGUGGAGUCGACGCAGUCGGACGCCACCCUCAACCAGACGACGACCAUCGAUGACAGCAUCAUCUCGAGCAAGCACAACUCCACCUACUCACUCGCGGACGCGGAACAGGCCACCAACUCGACGGUUCUGAGCACCGGGGUCACCGAGCUAGACGACAGCCAGUACUACAUCCCGGAGUACCCGCCCGUGCGGAGCAAGGAGGUGCUCGUGGAGGCGGGAGUGCACUACUUCGAGGAUGGCAACUUCUGGAUGGAAGUGCCUGGUCUGCUAGACUUCGACGACGACGACUGCUCCUAUCCGCCGAUCACUGUGCGCAAGAACCCCAAGGUGCGCUUCAGCUCCGGACCCAUCCACGUGUACUCCACCUUCUCCGUGAACGACUACGACCGACGGAACGAGGAUGUCGACCCCGUGGCCGCCUCGGCGGAGUACGAGCUCGAGAAGCGCGUGGAGAAGAUGCACGUCUUCCCCGUGGAACUGAUGAAGGGUCCUGAGGGUCUGGGUCUCAGCAUCAUUGGCAUGGGCGUUGGCGCCGACGCCGGACUGGAGAAGCUAGGAAUCUUUGUGAAGACCAUAACCGACAACGGAGCAGCAGCCCGCGACGGGCGCAUUCAGGUAAACGAUCAAAUCAUCGAGGUGGACGGCAAGAGUUUGGUGGGCGUCACCCAGGCGUACGCAGCCUCAGUUCUGCGCAACACUUCCGGUCUAGUCAAAUUCCAAAUCGGACGCGAGCGCGAUCCCGAGAACUCGGAGGUGGCCCAGCUCAUCCGGCUGAGCCUGCAGGCGGAUCGCGAGAAGGAGGAGCGCUUGAAGCGCUAUUUCAGCCAACAAGAGGAGUACCUGCGACGCACCCUCGACUACUCGGAGGACUCCACGCAGCCGGUGUCGGCGAAUUCGAGUGUCUGCGAGGGACCCUCCAGUCCCGUCCAGGUGGAGCACCCCAUGGAGGUGGAGGCGACGCACUCGCAGGAGGUAGAGUCGCUCAAGCGGCUGCUACAGGAGAGCGAAAUGGGUUGCCUGGUGAAGGAGGAGAUUAUCCAGAACCUGAAGCGAAAGCUGGUGAAGCUCGAGACGACGGGCAAUGAGAACGAGCUGCUCAGCGAGCGGCUGCGGCAGAGCGAGCGGGAGCUGGGCAACAUCCGCAAGGAGGCGGCCAACCUGCAGAACAUGCUGCAGCAGUCGCAGGGCCAGUACAUGGCGCUGGACAAGAAGUACAACAAGGCCAAGCGGCUGGUCAGGGAGUACCAGCAGAGGGAGCUGGACAUGUGCCACCGCGAGGAGUUCUACCAGCAGCUGCUCCAGGAGAAGGACACCGAGUACAACGCGCUGGUGAAGAAGCUCAAGGACCGCGUGAUCAACCUGGAGCACGAGCUGCAGGAGACGCAGCGCAAGGCGGGCUUCCCCGUGGGCCUGCCCUACGACAGCGCCACCUUGAAGCUCACUCCGCAGAUGAUGCGCAAGACGCCGCCGAAGCCGCUCUUCCACAAGCUGGAGACGGAGCUCUCGGACACGGAGAUCUCGGACCUCUCCCCCGACGGCGACGGCGUGAAGACGGCCACCGUGGAGCGCAAGGUGCCGGUGAAGGACGAGCUGGACGCGGCUGUGCCGCAGCACGAGCUGCUGGAUAACUCGGUGAACAAGACGAAGAUCGAUCUGGCCUCCCGCGGCGGUUUAGCCAACCGCCAGUUGCCCUCAGCGAACGGGAACAGCAGCAGCGGCGCCUCAAAUGGAGCGACCCCCUGCGAUCCCGGCCAGCUCUCCAACGGGAACCUGCUCAAGCGGAGUAGGAGCAACAGCCGCAGCUCGGACUGCACCCUGGACGACACCGACGAGGAGGAGGAGGAGCGCGAGGGAUCCGCCCUGAACCUGGCCUCGAACCCCGUCGCCCACGAGGCCAUCAGCCUGUCCAACGGCAACUCGCACCUGCUGGCGAACGUGAACAACCUGCUGCAGCACCACCCGCCGGUCAUGGCGGCCAUCUCCAGCCCCCUGGGGGCGACGCCCUCGAACGGCCACCUGGGCACCACCACGGCCAUCCUGCUGAACUCCACCUCCUCCGCCUCGUCCAGCUCCUCCAACCAGUCGACGGCGCGCGAGGCGCAGAUCAACCAGCUGUACGCGCAGGUGCACAAGGAUCCCAGCAAGCAGCAGCACCAGCUGCAGCAGCAGCACCAGCAGCAGCAGGCGGCACAGGCAGUGACCACCAGCAUUCCCGGGAUGUUCAAGGGGUCACUGGGCUCCCCGGCGGACAACGGGCUGAACGACUUCCACCGCGGCAGCAUGACCACCUUCGGAACGGGUCCCGCGAGCAGCAGCAACCGCGACUUGAACAGCUCGUACGACUCCAUCCUCGGCUCCAACGACAAGCUCUCCGAGAACGAGCCCGCCGAGAGCUGGAUGUACCCCAGCCGGCGGAGGGUGGCGCCCAACGGCAGCAAGCUUCCGCUCCCCGGAUCCAGCUUCACGGACCAGCUCAACCAGGCGCUGUCCGACCGCGAGAGGCGACUCGGCGAUGGAUCCUCGCGACAUUCCAGCGACGAUUACACUGAGAUCAACAAGAGCCAGAGCGCGGCGGCCAUCAACUGCAAGACGCUGAUCAACGAAAUCCGCCAGGCGGUGAACGAAGCGCAGCCCAAAGUUAAACAAGUCGUUCCACAAUCACUCUCCCCGCCCGGCACAGUUCCGUGGCAGCAGCAGCACCACCCGCAGGUCCAGCAGCAGCCCUCCGCCCACACCACCGGCCCCCCGUCGCCCACCAGCAUGUCCUCGGGCUGCUCCUCGCCGGGGUACUCGCCCAGCCGCACCCUCGACCUCUCCGGCUCGAGCUCGAGCUUCUCCGACCGCAAGGCGGUGGCCGCCGGCUACACCUACAAGGGCGGACCCGUCCACGAGUGGACCAAGGAUCAGGUGGGCCACUGGCUGAUGGGCAUCGAGCUGGAGCGCUACAUCCCCGUGUUCAAGGAGCACAACGUGGAGGGCGGCGCUCUGCUCACCCUGGACUCGAAGGACUUCAAGACGCUGGGCGUGGGCGGCGACGACAAGCACCGGCUGAAGAAGCGGCUGAAGGACCUCAAGGCGAACAUCGAGAAGGAGCGCAAGGACAUGGAGCGGGAGCGCCGCGAGCGGGAGAAGGCCAUUCGCAAGGCCGAGAAGAAGGCGGCCAAAAAGAAGUAGUUAAAUUCUAUCUGAUGUCUGAUAGCUGAUAGCUGAUAAGCGUCAAAGUAGCCAAAAACCAAAAGCAUACGCAGUAUAUAUUGUAGUCUAUAUAUUAUAUGCAUACACAACACACUACACACACGAGGAAGGAGGGGAGCACACACGAGCGUAUAUAAAACAUAUAUCUAAUUACGGUUAUAUAUAAUAUUACGUGCAUGUAAUGGCAACAUAUUUAUUUGUACAACUCACAUCUAUUAUACAUACGUACUACAUUUUAACCUAUCGAACCUAA
This is a messenger RNA of Drosophila ficusphila, 7095 nucleotides long. RefSeq lists its product as uncharacterized. Gene Ontology annotation, molecular function: actin filament binding. The record is from RefSeq and is a predicted model, not a curated record. Bases 243 to 6821 code for a protein of 2192 amino acids. The transcript has 15 exons. Gene Ontology annotation, cellular component: actin cytoskeleton; dendrite; postsynaptic density. Gene Ontology annotation, biological process: neuron projection development; calcium-mediated signaling; actin filament organization. Lineage: Eukaryota; Metazoa; Arthropoda; Insecta; Diptera; Drosophilidae.